Molecule: messenger RNA, 1110 nt
Organism: Dendronephthya gigantea
Lineage: Eukaryota; Metazoa; Cnidaria; Anthozoa; Malacalcyonacea; Nephtheidae
Product: cysteinyl leukotriene receptor 1-like
Exons: 1
Coding region: 1-1080 (359 amino acids)
Biological process (GO): G protein-coupled receptor signaling pathway
Cellular component (GO): membrane
Molecular function (GO): G protein-coupled receptor activity
Source: RefSeq, a predicted model, not a curated record
AUGGCAUUCACUUCACUGCCGCAUAAUCAGACAAACUGGCUGCCCAUAGCGCACAACACAUCCAGUGAGACUAGCGCUCAUCGGCAAAUCCAAGCCUCGGAUAUUCCAGUGCUUAUUUGCUACGGUCUUAUAGCAGUGAUUGGUUUCGUUUGCAACGGGAUAACCAUCGCAGUGAUGGCGCGCAACCCUACACUUCAUACCAUUUACAAUAAGUUACUUCUAAAUCUUGCCGCAGCCGACCUCAUCUCGAAUAUAUUUUCAAUCGCAAAGAUCAUUAUCAUAUUAUCCGUCAACCAAUCAGGUGGCAUCUCCGACUUAUUUGCAGAGAUAGUGUGUCGUCUCUUCACCACGAUAAUCUAUUUCUGUAUCCUCCUUUCCGUGGUGACGUUGACUGCGAUUGCACUGGAACGUUAUUUUGGUAUCGUUAAACCUCUUGUGCAUCGGAAUAUGACCCCAAAACGACUCACGUAUUUUGUGGUUUUUGCAUGGAUCAGCAGCUUAGUAGCGCCCGCAAUUAUAUCGGAACAAAUGGAAAUGGACAAGACAACAUAUUACUGCUUUCUACGUCCGAACGCAGAAGACUGGCCACAGUGGAAAAUGGUUCUUGGCUGGGUCGGAUUGACCUGUGCUUACAUCAUUCCCUUGAUCGUCAUAACCGUGGUCUAUGUCAAAAUUAUAAUGCACAUGAGGAGACGGAAUCGCAGGGUGAACCUAGCUACGGCAGGUAAUCCUCAAAGCGAGCUUUUGGCGCGGCGAAAAACAAGCAAAUUGGUGCGUCUACUGUUGUUGAUAACAGUGCUAUUCUCCGUCUCUCUGCUUCCAGAGAUUGUCUACUUCGCUAUGAUAUUGACCGACAUACGAUACAUCGAUGCUGCUUUGUUUUAUAAAGUUGGUGUUCCAACUGUCGCUAUCAACGCCAUCAAUCCGCUCAUCUAUACGCUCAGCAACUCCACAUUCCGUAUCGCCGCAGCUCGGCUCAUCCGCCGCCGUUCGCGUCGGGUGAGGCCUGUGACCGAACGUCGGACACGCGGCUGGACGACCAAAACCAAAACUACGGCAUCUUCACAUACAGCGAAGUAAGAAAUGGACUCGAAAACGAUUUUCGAUGAA